GCGUCGUUAGGAGAGUGGGUCACUGACGAAGGACAACCGAAAUGAAGGCCUUAAGUUUUAUUUUUCGAGCGGCCAACAGCCUUUGUAUUCGGCAAGUCGAGCAGAGGACCUUGUUUGCAAGAUGCGGAAUGUGCGGUUCUGCUUCGUCAAAUAGCAAGUUUGAGCCAGGCUUUGGCUUGUUAUUUGACAUCGAUGGGGUAUUGGUCCGAGGGAAGACACCUAUUCCAGCUGCAAAGAAGGCCUUCCAGAAACUGGUGGACUCCAAUGGACAGUUUGUAGUUCCUGUUGUUUUUGUCACGAAUGCUGGGAACUGCCUGCGUCAGAAGAAGGCAGAUCACCUUUCACACAUCCUGGGAGUGCCUAUAUCCCAAGACCAAGUUAUGAUGUCCCACAGCCCUCUGAGAAUGUUCAAGAAAUACCAUGACAAGUGCGUGCUGGUUUCGGGACAAGGGCCAGUUCUGGACAUCGCCAAAAACUUGGGCUUCAUGAACGUGGUUAGCAUUGACAUGAUACGUGAGUCAUUCCCCCUGCUGGACAUGGUGGACCACAAUAGAAGACCCAAACUUCCGUCCUCACCUGUUGUGAAUUUCCCUAAAAUUGAAGCUGUAAUUCUCUUUGGGGAACCCAUUCGAUGGGAGACGAACUUGCAGCUGAUUGUUGAUAUUUUGUUGACUAAUGGGAACCUGAACAACCCCUAUGAGAGCUCCCAUUCCUCCCAUCUUCCUCUGCUAGCUUGUAACAUGGACCUCAUGUGGAUGGCAGAAGCACAAGCUCCACGAUUUGGUCAUGGUACGUUCUUGGUGUGUCUGGAGAACAUCUACAAGAAGAUCACAGGAAAGGACCUGAAGUAUGAGGCUCUGAUUGGGAAACCUAGCGAGCUGACCUACCAUUUUGCUGAGUACCUGAUCAGAGAGCAGGCUGCCCAGAUGGGUUGGAGGGCCCCCAUCAGAUCUCUCUAUGCAAUUGGGGACAACCUCAUGACCGACAUAUAUGGUGCCAAUCUCUACAAUCGCUACCUCGUGGAACGGGCUGCUAGGAAGAGCGCUAAAGCUGUGGCGAAAGUGGUUGCAGGUACGGGGACCCCUGCAACUGUCCCCCAAGAGGUGGACACAGACAAUGCCUGGGAGAGUGAGCUGGCCUCCCCUACUGCCACCUCCUGCAAGUCUAUCCUGGUUUGCACAGGUGUCUUUAACCCCCUCACAGAGGUGCCCAAAGAUGCCAGCCAGUGCAUCAAAGAGACUGUCUUUCAUGGGCACCGCGACUUCCACUUUGACCCAGCGCUGGUUGAGCCUGGUCACAUCGUUCCUGAUGUAAACGCGGCCGUUGAGCUCAUUUUUGAGCAGGAGAAAUAUGAAAUGCCAGUCUAA
Molecule: messenger RNA, 1367 nt
Organism: Chanos chanos (milkfish)
Lineage: Eukaryota; Metazoa; Chordata; Actinopteri; Gonorynchiformes; Chanidae
Product: haloacid dehalogenase-like hydrolase domain-containing 5
Exons: 8
Coding region: 42-1367 (441 amino acids)
Biological process (GO): glycerophospholipid biosynthetic process
Cellular component (GO): mitochondrion
Source: RefSeq, a predicted model, not a curated record